Didymodactylos carnosus is the source of this 2214-nucleotide messenger RNA. Lineage: Eukaryota; Metazoa; Rotifera; Eurotatoria; Philodinida; Philodinidae. The record is from the annotation of a GenBank genome assembly.
AUGGGUAAUAGCAUGGGGGAUAAGCCAUCUCGUCAUAGCAGUUUUCAUGAUGCGGAUACUUACACCAACAGGGGUAAAAUUACCAUAGCUACAUUGACGCCAAAAGAAACUGUAUUAAUUUGGUUUGACGAAAAUAUGGAUUCGGAACCAGUAGAAACAAAACGUACACUAUCACAAAUAACUGAUCAAGUAGUCUUUUAUACAUCACAAAAAUUAUUUCUUGACUAUACUCGUUCGAUUCCAAAUCAAACUAAAAGUAUCGUGCUAAUUGUUUCAGGAGCGUGUGCAAGAGAUAUUCUAAAGGAAUGCCAUUCUUUACAACAUAUUAAUUCAGUUUAUAUCUAUUGCAUGAUUCGUGAUCGUUAUAUAUCGCUGAUGGCUGAAUACAAUAAAGUCAAAGGUAUUCACAAUGAACUAGAAGAUUUAAAAAUAAGUUUGAUAGAAGAAAUUACUCGAUCGAUAAUUGCUCGGCCAAUGAUUGUUCAAUCGACGGUUGCUCAAUCGACGAUCGCUCCGUCGAGUUUUUAUACACUAAAACAAAAUUAUAAUCGUAAUUUGACUAGAGAAUCAGCUUCAUUCAUCUGGUUUCAAUUAUUGAGAAAUAUACUUUUCAAAAUGCCGACCAAGAUCUAUCGUACGAAUGAAGCAAAACAAGCAUUACUAACUCGAUGUCGGAGCUACUUUGCUACCGAUGAAGCACAGUUAAAAAAUAUCAACGAGUUUGAGGAGAAAUAUCGACCAGAAAAUGCGAUUAGAGAAUAUACAAAAGAGGGGUUUCUCUACAAGAUCAUCAAUCAGGCAUUGCGCACUGAAGAUGUUCAGCUACUGUAUGCAUUUCGUUAUUAUAUUGUUGAUCUAUGGUUGUCGUUAGUGGAACUGUCAAACAUAUUCAAAACUUCAUCUCGAGCUACUACUGCUGCAGAUCAAACAAUUUUAGUGUAUCGUGGUCUUAUAUCGACCAAGGAUGAACUGGAUAAACUUAAGAUAAAUCUAAAGGACAGUGAUCUGUUGGCACCAAACGGCUUCAUCUCAACAAGUUUAAGGAGAGACGUAGCUGAAACAUUUGCCGAUAUAAAUAAUGAAAGACAAAAUGAUACUAAAGUUAAAAUUAUACAUGAAAUUAAAAUUAAUUUAAGACUGAAAUCAAUUGUUCUAGCUGAUAUAUCUGGCUUGAGUGCUAUCGAUAACGAAGCUGAAAUCUUAAUCGGUGUAGGUGCAACGUUUAAAUUGGAUGAAAUAGAAGAACGGAAGAAUGAUAAUGGUACAGAUAUCUAUUGGUUAAUUAAAAUGCAUGCAACGGAUGAAGGAGAGCACAUUGCUCAGGAGUAUAUUGAUUAUGAACGUAAGGAAUCUUGUGGUAAUAAUGAAACCAUUGUAUUUGGUAGAUUAUUAAUUAAUAUGGGUGAAUAUAGAAAAGCAAUUGAUUAUUUUAUAACUCUAUUACCGUCAUCAAAUAGAAAAAGUGUCAAUAAUGAUAAUAAUGAUAAAAUGUUUGAAGAUUUAUUCCCGUCAUCGAGCGAAGAAGAAAAUAAUCAACGAGCUAUUAUUUAUUUUUCACUUGGUGAUGCCUACGUAUCAGUUGGUGACGUCGAUCGAGCACUAAGAUAUUUAGAAGAAUCACGUCUGUACUAUGAUUUAUUGAAUAAUAACUAUGUGCGUUCAGCCAGUGCUUACAUUUCUCAACAACAAUAUGAUCUUGCCCGUGACAAUUAUACACAAGCUAUUGAGUUAUACAGACAGCUAGAACAUCAAGAACUAAAUAUUGCCUGUUGCCUCAACGGUUUAGGUGAUGUUUAUGCAGACUCAAGUACAAAAGAUUAUGGAAAAGCAGCAAAUUAUUAUAAAGAAGCAUAUGACAUAAGAAAAAAACUUUUAACUGAUCUUCAUCCAGAAAUAGCUAUGAGCUUCUAUAAUAUGGGCCGACUAUGUUAUUUACGAGGUGAUGAUAAUCAUGCCGCUAAGUAUUUAUAUGAAGCUUUGAAACGAAAAGAAAAGAUUUUUCUACCGUAUCAUCAAUCUAUUGCAUGUAAUUUACAUUGCAUGGGUAAAGUUUAUCAUAGGCAAGGUGAUUAUAUUCGAGCAUCAACGUGUUUAUACAGAGCAUUAGAAUGUUACACUCAGACACUGGGAUCGAAUCAUCCAGAUGUUUUAAAUUUAGGAAAUGAUAUUGGUAAAGUAAUUUCUGCUGCAAACCGUAAGAUUAAGAAGACUUGA